AAGUGACUUUUAAAUUAUAUUUUGGUACAAUAGUAAAGCGUCGGACUCUGUGGGGGGGAAACAACGUUCACACUUAAAAGAAAAACAGAAACACAGAAAAAAACGCUGGUGUGGAUUUGGAAACAAUACCAAGAAUUAUGAGAAAGAAGCACGUUUGAAAUUUAGUAAUGGACGAUAUGACGCCAUUGGUUGACCCUUCAGAGGACGCAUGGCAAGGUGAAAACCUGCACCAUAGAAAUUGAAGUCGCCAGAGGAAAAGAAAGCAUACCUUCAAGACAAUUUCAGACCACACACAAUCGUGCGAGAAGGUGGAAGAGCAGGGACUGGUCUUCAGUCAAGAAGUCUCAUGUUUAAGUAUACUAAUGUGACCCAGAAACAAGGCUUUGCCAGCCACCUUCCAUGAGAUCGGCCUCGUCACGGCGUUUGAGGAGGAGACGAAAACCAAGAGAUCUCAGAAAAGUCUGCUGCGCUUUGUGUGGUGUCGUUAAGUACACCCCACCUGUGAGAAGGAAGCUGGCCCGCCGCAGGGUGCCCAAAGUAAGCAGCGUCUGUCUGAAGGAGCAGGACGACCAGCUGUCCGCUAAAUCUGAGUACAAGCACGGAAAACUGGUGAUCUGGUUGAGUAGGUAUCCUAAGGUGAAUCUGUGUGACAUAGGGCGAGUGUUUGAGGUUUCACAUCACUUUUCCUGCUAUCUCCCUCCGGCCCUUUUCCCCGUCAGGCAGAGGAGCGGUGUGCACUGCUUCAAGAGGCAAAUCUUAGCGCUCAUGUGCCAGGAGCUCCUUGAAGAUGGGAACGUCAGAACAAGCAGUUUCUGCCAAUCGGAGCACGGCCCUCUCAGCUCGUCCACUUGUGGCACAGGGUCUUCCUUUCCAGCAGCAGUUGAAGCUGAGCCGACCACCAAAUGGCAGGCCAAGAAAUCAAACAAUAACAAACGGCAGGAUGAUAUUUCAAGAAAAAGAAAGAGACAAAUUGCAGAUGAGUUAUUUAACGUUACUACUGAUGACAAAGACAAUUUGUUUGUACCAUCUGAGGUCAAUACCUGCCAGAGGACACAGGUAUUUGUGAGGAGAAAUCGUUACCUAUGCUCACGCACGUACAUAACCUGGCCAUUUCACCGGAACGAUCCACCACCCUUUGUGAUGUCACCACGGUGGAGCUCAGCUGGAGAUGCCUCUGAAUCUCUAGGGAAACUUCACGUGAGCUGCUCUCAGGAAUCAAGGCAAAAUGGAGAGGUCCCUGAGAGUAUGACUAAAAGGGAAGUGGGAAGUGAGCAAGUUGUUUUCCCAUCUCUGAAGGAAGAGAGUGAGGUGGUACCAUCAGCUACCCGGGGCAAGCCCCUAACCUGCAAGCCUCUAAUAUUUCACCAAACUUACCAUGACGUCGCCCUGUCUGGAUCAGCGAGUGGGAGUGAAGUGUCAGAAAGCGCACACACUCUGUGGCUCAAAAGGAUCCCCAACAAGCCCAUACCAACAGAGCUAGAAACUCUGUCUUCAGCUCCGGGACAUGGCCAGGGUCCUCCCCAUGGUCAGUCGUGGAGGAGUGGUGGAAGAGCGGCUUUUGACACUCAGUCCACCACCUCCAGUGAGGAUGACCUUUCUACAGAAAAGUGCCAGAGAGACAAGGACAGUGAAGAUGACGAAGAGGUUGAUGACGUUGAUGAAGACAUUUUUGACAGUGGUGAAGUAAUGUGCGAGAGGCCGGAUCCCUUGUGUUCACCAAGCCAUUCUCCUUCUGCUGGUGCCUCUGACAACACCACGAAUGAUCUCCAAGUACAUGAGCAGGAUGCAAUCGUGUUGGAUGUGAUAGAUGAUGACCCAGAUCUCUAUGGGUCCAUGACUGAGAGAAGGGACAAACCAGUCCAGACACGGACUAUAGAAAACUCCUCUAAGCCAGCCAACUGCACCAAAAAAACGAUACUCUCUGACACCGAAAGAUGUUUAAAAGAGCCAACUGACAAGGCAGAGGUGAAGAAAACUAAUCUUCAGUGUGGGGAGAAGGCCCUGGAUUGCACCCCUAAUAACCAGAUGACAAGAAGGGUGCCAUUUUUACCUAGCAGCAGUUGGACUCAGGUUGGGGACAUGUUUGUUUUGCUGGAGGAGAAUGGGACUGAUGGUGAUGGUAACGGCAAGGAUUGGAACUCAGGCUGGAACACAGGGAGGAAUCUGCCCUCAAACCCGAAACAGAACACAUGCAACACAGACAACUUCACACUUUUGAAGAAUGGAGGCCCAUCUAGACCUGCAUUCUAUGACACUUACUGUAAGUAUUACUUCAGUGAGAAUCACCCCUGUUUGAGGAAGAACUGCAGUUUUCUGCACGUGCCCAGAAGUGGGGAUGAAAAGUUCUGCAUGGUCACGGUGCAGAGGUUUACACAGUCUAACAACCCGGUGCAUGUCAAACGUGCUGUCGACCUGUUUGCAGGCUACUAUGAGAUGUGUUCCCCUGGCGUGUGUUUCAAUGUUCAGGUGGUGACUGGACUGCUGGCGGCGCUCCUCAGACUGUCCUUCCUCUCUGAAACCCUCCAUGUCCUCAACCUGCUGCUCAAACACAAUAUACGGCCCCCAUCUGACUGUGUGUUAGCUGUUUUCGAGCAUGCUUGCGACAGGAUGCUCCAUAAUACGGUUCCCCAGCUCGUAUUCAUGAUUUCCAAGGUGGUUGAGGCCGGCUGUGUGUUCUCUUUGGAUCAGUGUGAGAGGUUGCAGAAGUGUCUGGUGUUUUUGAACGCCCCCAAAACACAGAUGGACCUUUUCGUCGCUGUCAAAUGCAGGGCGCUGGCUAACAUCUGUGAAAAUCCCUCUGAGGUGGUUAACAUAGCACAUGCCUUUAUCGAUCUAGAGCUGUAUAAGAAGCAGGAGGACUGGAGACAGAUGGCCGCUGUGUUCCUGCAUAUGUGUGCCAGUCCCUGCACCCCCAGCCACCUGCUGAAGAUCUGUGUGUGUGUGGCCAGCGCACUGCUGGGGGAGCCUUCUCAGUCACACACACUCCCCUACAGCUGCUUCGCUGAAGCAGUGUCCAGUCAGGUAUCAGAUGAAGGAGUGGCCCGAACCUUUUUGGGCAGGAUUGGAAUCUCCAUGCUGAACCACUAUUACAAGAAACAGCAAUGGAGCAAGGGACAGAAGAUUGUAGAGAUACUGUCUGAGCAACAGUCAUGUUACUCUGUGAUGAAGGGGGUUUUUGGUGGUGAGGAGGACACCUCACGUUGCUGCCUCAUCACCAUGGCAACAGAACUUCACCUGCACACUGGGAGUGUGGAGGGAGCCCUGAAUGUCCUUAGAGACAACAAUUGGUUUGUGAGCUGCAGCAGGUGGCCUUGCGAGCGUGCGGAUGUGGCGCAUCGUGUGUCUGUCCAGACGCGGCUGGCCCAGUGCACCUCUCACAGGGAUGCGCUGGAGCUCCUCACACACCUUCCUGGGCUCCAGCCACCAGUUGAUUCUGCCGAGGUGCGUGAAUACACGGGCCUGUUCAACUCCCUUCUGAGGUCGUGCUUGAAACGGCAUGCUUUACUGGUUGCUGCGGAUACGCUGGAGGUCAUGCUGGGCAGUGGGCUGCCUGCAGAGCUGGUGCUGGUCCAGAGUCUCAUCUGUGACCUCGGCAAGCGGAACCAUUGGAACCGCGCUCGAGUACUUUUCCAACGUGCCCAUGAACAGGGUUAUUACCCCCUGGUGGAGGUGGUGCUUGGCUCCCUGGUGCUGGAGUUGCCCAGCUCCCUGAAUGAGGUGGAGAUGGCCGUGUGUCUCGAGAUGUUCAUCAGCCGCAACAUGCCCGACUCGACCCAGACCCCAGACAUCAGUCAAGCUCCAGUGGUUCUCCUGAAGAGGGCUUCAGAAAAUGGUGCGGUCCUUGAGAGUGAGUAUUUGUCGGCCGGCUGUCGCCUGCUCUCGUCGGCCCAGCUCCCCAACCCCAAACUGCGACUGAGCUACACCGUGGCCAAUCCAAAGCAAGAGCAGGUGUACACCAUCGAGCCUGGCUCCGCCCACAACUGGCUCCUCUGCAAUCAUAGUUGGGCCCAUAAGCUGUGGUCGGUGUGAGCGCGCAGUCAGACAUGCAUGUACAUACUUCACACAACAUCAUGCACUUCAAGGUGACAUGCUCAAAUGUAUAUAAUUGGUGUUUCUUUUGUUAUUGUAAGAGCAAUUUUUGUUUUAGCUUGCUGUUUUUUAAUUGCUUUUAUUGUUUUACUGAGAUUAAGUUGUAUUGUUUAUUAACUGCUGUUCUUGAGUUAUAUCUUUAUAAUAUUUCAUUUUAUUUUGCAGAGUCUGUUAAUAAUUAUUAUAACAAUGGUUAUCUUUGUUUAUUAUCCAGUUGUAUCAAUGUUUGUUUUUUUUUACACCAAAAGUUAUUAAGAUGCCAGCCAAAAUCCUGGAGGUGAAGAUAUGUUAAGAGCACCAGAAUCUGGUCCAAUCAGC
Clupea harengus (Atlantic herring) is the source of this 4407-nucleotide messenger RNA. It is a transcript of the gene topaz1, whose product is annotated as testis and ovary specific TOPAZ 1. Gene Ontology annotation, molecular function: protein binding. Gene Ontology annotation, biological process: spermatocyte division. The transcript has 20 exons. NCBI's taxonomy places the organism in Eukaryota, Metazoa, Chordata, Actinopteri, Clupeiformes, Clupeidae. The record is from RefSeq and is a predicted model, not a curated record. The coding region runs from base 400 to 4029 and encodes 1209 amino acids.